UUGGUCAUGUAAACAUAACAUUUGAUCAUAUCAACAAAACACAAACAGUGUGCAACAAAAAAAAAAUAAUGAGUUCACGUGAAAAAAUGAAGAGUUUGUUCAACAACAGAUGGCUAGUUUUUGUUGCUUCAAUGUGGGUGCAAUCAUGCUCCGGGAUCGGGUACAUGUUCGGCAGCAUAUCGCCCGUGAUCAAGAAAACCAUGGGUUAUAACCAGCGCCAGAUUGCGGCGUUGGGCGUGGCCAAAGAUAUCGGUGAUGCUAUCGGGUUUGUUGCGGGUAGUUUGUGCGAAGUCGCGCCAAUUUGGGUAGUUCUGUUUAUUGGAGUGGUUCAAAAUUUGGUUGGGUAUGGUUUAGUUUGGCCUACCACCAUACACACCUUGCCAGAAUUGCCUUUGUGGGUGCUAUGUAUUUGCAUAUUCGUGGGAACGAAUGGCGAAACCUACUUUAACACGGGAGCUCUUGUUUCGGGUGUUCAAAACUUCCCUAAAAACCGCGGUCCUGUUGUAGGGAUACUCAAGGGUUUUGCUGGCUUGAGUGGUGCAAUUUUAACUCAAGUUUACACUGUCCUUAAUUUUCCAGAUCAGGCUUCGGUUAUACUCGUGGUUGCAGUGGGACCCGCGAUCGUUAUUUGUUCAGUAAUGUUCAUAAUUAGACCCGUUGGAGGCCGUAAACAAGCUCAACCGUCCGAUAACACUAGCUUCUUAUGUCUUUAUACUGUUUGCCUCAUUCUUGCAGCUUAUCUUUUAGCUGUUUUGAUAUUACAAGAUGUGACCCCUUUGAACCAAACCAGCGUCACAUGGCUCACAAUCGGGCUCUUAGUUCUUAUAUUACUUCCCGUCGUGAUUCCUAUUUUCUUGGUUUUUUUCGCGUCUUCAAGGCCCGAGAAUUAUGUUGAGGAGACCCUUUUAAACGAGGGUCAAAAGCGAGAAAAUGAAGUGAUUUUUAGUGAAGUGGAAGACGAAACGGGCUCAGAAGUUGACUUGCUUUCGGCUCAGGAUAGGCAAAAACGAAUGAACCAUUUGCAAGCCAAAUUGGUGCAGGCUGCAGCCGAUGGAGCCGUGAGGGUGAAACGCAAAAAGGGCCCGAGAAGAGGGGAGGAUUUUACAUUAAUGCAGGCGUUGGUAAAAGCCGAUUUUUUGCUUUUGUUUUUUUCUUUGGUGUUGGCUUCGGGAUCGGGCUUGACCAUUAUCGAUAACCUUGGUCAGAUGUGUGAGUCUCUCGGGUACGAGAAUCCUCAUAUUUUUGUUUCCAUGAUUAGCAUUUGGAACUUUCUUGGUCGUGUUGCUGGCGGAUACUUCUCCGAGAUAAUCGUAAGAAAUUAUGCAUACCCGAGACCUGUAGCAAUUGCUGGAGUUCAACUCGUUAUGGCGGGUUCACUUUUGUACCAUGCAAUUGGUGCACCUGGUGCAAUUUAUGUCGUUUCGGUUGUAAUGGGGUCGUGUUAUGGGGCCCAUUGGGCCAUCGUCCCUUCAGCAGCCUCGGAAUUAUUUGGUUUAAAGAGUUUCGGAGCAAUUUAUAACUUUCUCACACUCGCAAGCCCAGCAGGCUCGCUUAUCUUCUCUGGUGUCAUUGCCAGUGGGAUUUACGACUAUGAAGCAAAGAAACAAAACUCUAUGAAAUAUAACAUUGUUCAUGAAACGGACGAACUCACUUGCUAUGGGACCGUAUGUUACUCGCUCACUUGUGGGAUUUUAUCGGUUCUUUGCAUGAUUGCGGCUUCUUUGAGUAUGACGGUUGUCUAUAGGACCAAAAGAGUCUAUGCACAGUUGUAUGGAAAUUCGUACACUUAAAGGCGUUCUUGAUAAACUUUUCUUUUACAAGCUUGUUCAUGGUUGUGCGAUAGGGGAACAAUGAAACCGAUGAUGUUGAAAUGGUGUUGUUACGGGAGAAAAGAGGUUCGGCUUUCUGCAUAGUUGAGUUAUGAGAAUGGUUAAACCUAUUGGAUCCAGGGUUGUAUGCAAGUAGGAAGAAUUCAUAUUGGUAAGAAUAUGUAAAGUGAUUAAUAAAGUGUAUUCACCCGUUAUUUUUAUUAUUUG
Molecule: messenger RNA, 2036 nt
Organism: Helianthus annuus (common sunflower)
Lineage: Eukaryota; Viridiplantae; Streptophyta; Magnoliopsida; Asterales; Asteraceae
Product: protein NUCLEAR FUSION DEFECTIVE 4
Exons: 3
Coding region: 69-1790 (573 amino acids)
Cellular component (GO): membrane
Source: RefSeq, a predicted model, not a curated record